Messenger RNA from Aspergillus clavatus NRRL 1, 1302 nucleotides. Its product is annotated as PDK/BCKDK family protein kinase. The record is from RefSeq and is a predicted model, not a curated record. Gene Ontology annotation, molecular function: pyruvate dehydrogenase (acetyl-transferring) kinase activity. The transcript is spliced from 4 exons. Bases 1 to 1302 code for a protein of 433 amino acids. Gene Ontology annotation, cellular component: mitochondrion. Gene Ontology annotation, biological process: protein phosphorylation; regulation of glucose metabolic process. NCBI's taxonomy places the organism in Eukaryota, Fungi, Ascomycota, Eurotiomycetes, Eurotiales, Aspergillaceae.
AUGUGGAAACCGUCGGAGAGGCUGAUGGACACCAUCAGGCACUAUGCGAGCUUCCCCGCUACUGGUGUCUCUCUCCGACAGAUGGUGCAGUUCGGAGACAGACCAUCGACCGGGACCCUCUUUCGUGCCUCACAAUUCCUCUCUGAAGAGUUGCCGAUUCGCUUAGCGCAUCGCGUGCAGGAUCUUGGAGAACUUCCCGAUGGAUUGAGUGAAAUGCCGUCGAUUAAGAAGGUGCAAGAUUGGUACGCUCAGUCGUUCGAGGAAAUCAUCAACCUACCCCGACCGACUCUGACCCAAGAAGUCAAAGCUCGCUUGCUACGUCCUGGGAGAAUGCACGGUGUCUCCAAGAUCCUCUCCGAAGCCACCCAGAAUCCCAGUAUCAAGGAAGGACAAUAUCGGUCGUCCCCCACCAACGGAAAUGGAAAUGCAAAAGGAGCUGCCACCCGAAGAUACUUCGUCCCCUCGGAUGACCAUGGUCACUGGCCACCGGAAUUGAAUGAUUAUAACCAACGAUUCGCGAAAACUCUACAACACAUCAAGCGCCGGCACGAUAGUGUCGUGACUACUGUCGCCCAAGGUAUCCUGGAAUGGAAGCGGAAACGCCAACGUCUACAAAUUGAUUCCACUGUCCAGUCGUUCCUCGAUCGCUUCUAUAUGUCCCGUAUCGGUAUUCGAAUGUUAAUCGGCCAACACAUCGCAUUGACAGAACAAACGCAUGUCCGCCAUCCGAAUUAUGUUGGUAUCAUCUGUACUAAAACGAACGUUCGAGAAGUGGCUCUCGAGGCCAUUGAUAACGCUCGUUUUGUCUGUGAAGAUUACUAUGGUUUAUUCGAAGCUCCUCAGAUUCAAUUGAUCUGCAAAGAUGACCUGAACUUUAUGUACGUCCCUGGCCACUUGUCGCACAUGCUUUUCGAGACCCUCAAGAACUCGCUGCGUGCUGUUGUGGAAACCCAUGGCGCGGACAAGGAAGCUUUUCCCGUUACCAAGGUCAUCGUGGCCGAGGGCAAAGAGGACAUCACGAUCAAGGUCUCUGAUGAAGGCGGCGGUAUUCCCCGUUCAUCUAUCCCACUAGUCUGGACCUACAUGUACACCACUGUGGAUCAGACUCCCAACUUGGACCCGGACUUCGAUAAGAACGAUUUCAAGGCUCCGAUGGCUGGCUUCGGCUAUGGUCUGCCAAUCAGUCGUCUGUACGCUCGAUACUUUGGCGGCGACCUCAAGCUGAUCAGCAUGGAAGGAUAUGGAACAGAUGUCUAUCUCCACCUGAAUCGGCUUUCCUCGAGCUUGGAGCCCCUGCAAUGA